This is a messenger RNA of Pelobates cultripes (western spadefoot toad), 16176 nucleotides long. Lineage: Eukaryota; Metazoa; Chordata; Amphibia; Anura; Pelobatidae. The record is from the annotation of a GenBank genome assembly.
CCAUUCGGGAGCAUAGUGGGUUUUUUCUAAGUAAGCCCCGCCCCCGGACUCCUCCUUGCUGUGCUUGCCCUAGGUUAGGCUCUGUCUGCCUGUCCGCAUUGUAACCACACGUUAUCUUGCUCUCUGUGCCCACACAGCCAUCGCUCAGCCGACAGCAUGGUCCGACACGUCGAGAGCCUGGUAAGUCCAUCUCUGCUGGGUGCAGACUCUGUCUGUGGGAAUGAGGCCUGCAUUGACAUGUAUAGAGAUUAUUUUGUUUGUGUUUAUUCUGUGUGUUUAACAAUGUCUUACUAUACAUUGCAGCAAUGCAACACAUCCCUAAGAGAAACGUGCUCACAAGUAUUAUUGUUUGAUACAAGACAUUUGUUAUAAUAAAGUUUAUACCUAGAGCUGCCUUACAUCUCGACAAGAACAUUCUAAACAGAAAGGGAGGAAUAACUAACUGUUCUUUUCAUGUUAGAUAAGUGUGUGUGUGUUAUAUAAUUUUUGACUUUCAUUAUUAUUAUUAUUAUUAUUUCUUGCCUCUAUAUGUUCCAAAUACAAGGAAGGUUGGCGAAUCAGCCAGACUGACUAAUACCUUGUUGCACAAGUUUGAAGUGUCCAGUAAUUUAAUUUGUUUUACAAAUAAUUCCAUAUUUUAUGAAGCAGUCUGAAUCUCUGCCGAUAGGGAACUAAUGGACAUGCUCAGAGUGCCAGUGUGUAUAAUUUAAAGGCGUUGUAUUGUCAGAUUAUGGGCAAAACCAUUCAAUGUGACAAGAUGUCCAAAGGUUUCUAGAAGAGGCCUUGUUUAAGUAACAGUAUUUAAAUGCAGGGCCUAUUGCCGACAUUCCUUGUGACAUGUUAAACAUCUGACUGAUGAUGUAAAGCUUUCUGAUUGGAUAAAAAAAAUCUUACUUGUGUUCUCUGGAAAUCUUAAAGGUGAUUUCUUUCCAGCCUGGAAUGACCCUUUAAGAAAAUCAAUUGUGUUAACUAUUGAUCCUCUGUCUUCUGCAAUGAAAUCUUUACUGAACAAAAUAUUUGCUAUACUAUGUUUCUUUUUCUAACACAGUGAAAAUUAUAUUUCCAGCCAAAUGCUUCUAGUAUCCUACUCUUGUUUUUAAAAAUAAAAGAAAUACACCAUCAUCAUCACUUUGUUUUGUAAAUAGUAAUGAUUUCUGAAGUUGUACUGGUUUUUGAGUACCCCUAGACAGCAUCAGAAUUAAACCUAAGGAUCAAGUAUCCCCGGUUGAGGAACAGUUUUGCAUGUAUUAUGUCACGUAAAUACAUAUUUAUUAUGGGAAGCUUGCAACAGCAAACAGACUGGUGCCUCCUUGUUUGCAUAGUGCCUGAGAGCAGGUGUGUGUAUAGCAUGACAUUUAAAUGUAUUCAAAAUGUAUGCUUAGUUUCUGUGGUUAAAUCAGCACUGAUCUGUUUUUUUUUUUUUUCAUAAAGGUAGAAUAUUUGUGACAAACUUGUGUAUUUAUAAAUAUAAUGUAUACAUGUUGCAUUUAUAUACAUACAGAUCCGCAAUCCUGUUAAGUCAGAUAUACCCAGGGCACGCAUUGUAUUGAAGAAGAAAACACCAGAACAAUUGGGUGGAGAUUUAUCAAACUGCCUUGAUCAGAUAAGUGGGAACGCAUUGGAAGGAGGCACAUUCCAAUGGCGAUUACUACACUUUUGUAGUUUGAUCCACUUUUUUAAAAAAAACAAUACCUUGAUAAAUCUUCAUCACUGUUUCUGUUUCUUGUACUUUAUGCAGAUUUUCUGAUGCAAAGUGCAGGGCUUAUAGCAAUGAUUAAAAGUUGACCAAGCUGUGGAUGAACUCUAUUACAGGAUAGCUAGACAUAGCAUUGUGGAUUUCUACACUUCUUUUUCAGGCCUCGCAAACACAUUUGUUAAAUAUAAAGAAUUGGCGAAUAUAAUGUUAAAUACUCAGAAGUAACUGUUCCUCUUAAAAUAAGAACUGUCACUUCUGUAUCAUUUUCAAAAUCAAAUUUUUGUAAUGCACUGUUUGAUAGAACAGCCUGGAAUUUGGACAUGUUAAAAAUGUGCCGUGACUUCCUGUGCAAAGUUAUGUGUAGGGAAAUGAUGGCAAGACAAUGCCACACAUGUUUGUUUGCAGCACACAAAUUGGGAAUAUUAGAAAUGCAAAACCGGUUGUUGUUUUUUUGGUUGGUAAGUGUGGUGAGCCAUUGUAUUGGUUUCCAUGGUGACAGGGCCUUAUUUGCUUCUUUGCCCCAGAAUAGCACAGUGUUUUCCCUUGAUAAGUCCACCUACAUGUUUUACCUUCAUUUGUGUAAAAGUAAUGAUGGCUGGCAGUGCCCUAGAACACCUGUUUCUAUUUCAAAAUGCCUGUGCAAUCGACUUGAAAUCCUAUCUAAACAAACUUUUAACUACAUACCCUGUACAAAGGUGAGUAAAAUUUAACACAAAAAGCUGACCAUUAGUUUAAAAACGUCAGAAAAAUAUUGAACAGAAUACCUGCUAAAUGUAAGCAGAUCUGCUGAGUCACUAUGAAUGGCCAUCUAGUAGGCUGUGGUUACAUAAUCCUAACAAAUCACCUGUCUUUAAAUCACAUGUUUUAUGUUCUCUUUUAAAAGGAAAAAUCAUAAUGUUUAAAACACACACAUUAUUUACAAUGUUUACGCAGCUUUUAAUGUCUGUAGAAAUUACUAGAAUAAUUGCAAUCUCCACCUGUCGUUCUUAAAUACCAUAUUCCCUAACAACUCAUUCUCCCAGUUUAUCCUUUGGGUGUAUUCUUAUAGACAAAAUGCUGCAGGGCGUUGUCAGUGCCGUUAAACUCCCAGCAUAGACGCAUAUGAAUGGUCUGGAAAGCCACAAUAUGCAAAUAGUUGCAGCCUAAAAGCACUCAGGAGAUUGCAGGUUGUACCAAAAGCAUUUGAGUAAUGCCUCUAGCCAAAUCCUCCAGAUUAGCAAAGUUUUGCUGUGACUUUAGUCCAUGUUUACCAAAAUCCUGCAUUUAUGACCGUAAACAUUGGAGAUUUUUUUUUUUCCCCUAGAUGAGCAAUUGACCUAAAUCUUGAAAUUAUGUUGUCAAUUCACUAUAACAAAUUAUAGUUAAAUCUCAGUCAAUUAAAAUAGUGAAAAUAUUAUUUCCUGUAUUUAACUUACCCCUCUACGGUGCUUAGACCUGUUUUAAUAUUUUUAUAAAGAGCUAAGUUUUUCAUUCCAAAGUAGGAUUUCAAAUGUCUAUUUUCCCUUUCAUGUUUGCAUAGUUAUAACUGAUAAUUUUACUUUAGUGUGUCAACUAUCUUCAGAACAAUAAGGUGGCAUCUAUGAACAAAUUAAGGUGUGUUUUUUUUUUUUUUUCUCUGAGAGAGGUGUUGCAUGCCCUCAGGUAGUGCAUGCUAAUUGGCGAAUCCCAUCAAGGUUCCCUUCAGGUAGCUAUAAUAUUACUAUGCGUGCUGGUGAUAUCCACAGCGAGACCUGGAGGUUAUGUGAUCCUGUGUUGCAAUGGGUGGAACUGGUAUUGUGAUGUUUGACAACAUCCUGUGUCAUACGUCAUUUAAGGGCAGGGGUGUAAGUAGUUAGUUGCAGAAGUCAUCAGUCUCUUAAUCAAUACAGGCAUUACCCCGCUUUACAAAAACUCACUUUAAGUACACUCGCGAGUGCAGACAUUCCCGCACCUCUUCUGUCUGCAAGUGAACAGGAAAUGGAAGAUUCUCUUCUUGCCCGGAACAGCUCAGUUCAGUGUCUUUGGGGCAACAACUUUUCAUAUCUUCUGACAUGGCACAUGUUAAUCAUCUCAAAUUUAUAAUGUCUACUCCUAGCUGAAUAUAUUAUAUAAAAAUUUCUGCCACUACAUUGUCCAUAUCCUGCAAUCGGUGCCAUCCAGUGGAAGGGUUUACCCUGCCAUUUUCUAGAACUAUGAAUUAGCAGCUUAGCUGCAUUAGCCACAAUUCUGAGGAUUCAAAGUUAAGUGAUGAGGUGUUUUCUAAACAGUGUGCAACUAAGCUGCUAAUAAAUACAAAUUUGGCACUGUAUUGACAGAAAAUGGCCCAGUGGGCAGGUUUAUUUUGCUCUUCCUCCCAGUUUAAGGUUGUCUGAUGAGUAAAAAAUUAAAGGACCACUAUAGUGCCAGGAAAACAUACUCGUUUUCCUGGCACUAUAGUGCCCUGAAGGUGCCUCCACCCUCAGGAACCCCCUACCGCCGGGCUGGAUGGCGAGGAAAGGGGUUAAACUUACCUUUAUUCCAGUGCCGGACGGGGAGCUCUCCUCCUCCCUUCCGAUCCUCCUCUUCGGCUGAAUGCGCAUGAGCGGCAGGAGCUGCGCGCGCAUUCAGCCGGUUUCAUAGGAAAGCAUUUAAAAUGCUUUCCUAUGGACGCUGGCGUCUUCUCAUUGAGAUUUUCACAGUGAGAAGCACGCAAACGCCUCUAGCGGCUGUCAAUGAGACAGCCACUAGAGGCUUUAGAGGCUGGAUCAACCUAUUUAUAAACAGCAUUUUCUCUGAAACUAUGUUUAUAAAAAAAAAAAAGGGGUUAAUCCUAGAGGGACCUGACACCCAGACCACUUCAUUAAGCUGAAGUGGUCUGGGUGCCUAGAGUGGUCCUUUAAAGCUUAAUGAAGUGGUCUGGGUGCCUGGUCCAGCUAGGGUUAACCCAUUUUUUCAUAAACAUAGCAGUUUUCAAGCCAGCCUCCAAAUCCUCUAGUGGCUGUCUCAUUGAUUUUUCAGUGAGAGCACGCAAGCGUCCAUAGGAAAGCAUUGUAAAUGCUUUCCUAUGCGACGGGCUGAAUGCGCGCGCAGCUCUUGCCGCGCGUGCGCAUUCAGCCCAGGAGGAGGAUCGGAGGCGGAGAGAAGGAGGAGAGCUCUCCGCCCAGCGCUGGAAAAAGGUAAGUUUUUACCCCUUUCCCCCUUCCAGAGCCGGGCGGGAGGGGGACCCUGUGGGUGGGGGCACCUUCAGGGCACUAUAGUGCCAGGAAAACAAGUGUUUUCCUGGCACUAUAGUGGUCCUUUAAAAAUAAAUGGUACAAUCUGGAAUGAGAGGUGUGGGUUUUUUUUUUGUUUACACUGAAUAAAAGCCCACUGGAAAUCACUAAAUAAACCACUGUAAAUAAAAUUACUAGAAAUCUGCAGUUGCAAUAUCAGUUAUGCCUGUGAAUUACUAUUGCAAUGCAGUACAUGCAUUGGGAAGUGAAAAAAGGUAUUGCUUCAUUUUAAGUACACUUUCAUUUUACAUACAUCCUCUGGUCCCAUUGUGUACCUAAAAGUGAGGUAUGCUUGUAUAUCUGAUGGCAGUGCCCAUGGCCAGGUGCUUUCACAUACCUGAUCUAGCAUGUAAAAUUUAAAGUUGAAAAAAUAAUUUUUAGAUUGUCUAGUCAUUUUCUGAUCCCAUUGAAAUAACAAGCACUGUUAUUUAACCCCUUAAGGACCAAACUUCUGGAAUAAAAGGGAAUCAUGACAUGUCACACAUGUCAUGUGUCCUUAAGGGGUUAAUGUGGACCAUUACUGAUUUACACUUUUUUUUUGGAUAGAAAUUGUAAGGCCUGAUCUACUUAUGUUGAUCACGCCAAGAGGGCAGCAGAUGGAGAGAAAUGCUUAUCUAAAGCUGUUGAUUCUUAGUACUGAUGUUUUUCAUUUCCUAAAUUCUCAAGGGACUAAUUUCUCACAGAAAGCUACAGGGCAGAUCCUGAUUCACCACAUAAGUGGAAGUAACAGGAUUUGGUUCAUUUUAUUUCUUUUUAAGGGGAGCCUGUAGUUCUAAAUAUAAUAGUUAUUUUAGAACUCUUUCUCUCUUCUAUAUGCAUAUAUUUAAAAUCCUACGCUACCAGCCAGACCCUAAAAGUUAUUAGCCAUUGCAAGACUGUAGGGGCUAUGGCACCCUCAUCAGGGGGUGAAUUUGGACUUGCCACGGAUAUAUUUCACUCGCUAGAAGAAAGUGUAAAAUAAAAAAUAAAAAGUUUAUAUGUAUUUAUGUGUACAUGUAUUUAUGUGUACAUAUAUGUAUGUGUAUAUAUACCUUUUUAUAUCUACAUCAUAUAUGCAUACAUGUACACUUUUUUUGUGUGUGGAGGGGAGUCAAAGGCAAUGAAAACCAAUAUGUCAAUUUGGCUAGGAGUAUGCAUAUCCUUCGGUUAGGGCUUCAAGCAAAUAUACAAAUUGAUAAGCUACUCCUAAAGGUGGAUAAAACUAAACCAUGAUCCAGACAAAAGUUGUGAACCCCUGUUUUACAUUUAAUCAAUUAGCAACUCCUUCAGCAUAUAAAGGAUUUAAAUUUUUAAUAAUCAAGUUGCAAACUUCACUCAAGCAGUUAGAUCCACACUUUGUAGGCUCAGUUUAAAUGUAUACAUUGAAGCAAAUAUAUCUUACUGAAACAAUUUCCUAUAUACAUUGUAUAUAUUAUACUUAUAAGCUUUAAUGGCAAAACAAAAAUGGAACUUUAGACAGCUGUUAUUUGUUUUAAAUAUUAACAAAAAGCUUAUCUGUGAGUCAUUUCUUGCAACACUGUAAUCAGGGUUCCGUUUAAAAGUAAAUUGCUUAAUGUUUAGUGAUGACACGGCACGGGCCUUUUUUAAUAGUAGUAGCUGUACAUUUUAUUUUUUUUUGGUUUUGUGCAGUAUUUUAAAUCUUAUACAGUGCAAUACAUCUGUGUGUCAGUCCUGCCGCUGAAUUACAGGGAAAUUAACGCUUUUAUUAGUACUAUUAGUAUAAGUACUGGGUGAAAGGGAGAGCAAGAAUCUCCCCAACACCCAAAUAUAUUAUAAAUCAGUAUAUUUAUAACCCUGAUAAGUUCCUUUAAAAAGUAUGACCACUGCGAUUGGCUUAAGGAGGAUUGAUUACUCUGUAAUGUGGAUAUAGCUAUAUUGCUGUUGGGAGGCUUUUAUAUCUGAAACUGACAAGUGUCCUUAAUUCAAUACAGUGCAAAGGGGAGGAUGUGUUUGCUAAUUCGGGCUUGAUAAGAGGCGGUGGUAUUAUAUCUCGGCACAUUUAGAAAAUGUGAAGCACUCCGUUCAUUAGGUGGGCUUUCAUCCAACCAGUAGACAAAGGAGCACUCAGGGCACCAUAAACAAACAGUCCACUGUUUGUGAAUGGUUUGACAACUUACUUGGGGUCCACUGGAUACAAGUCACUUCUCCCCGUAGGUCCGAAAACUACUGCAAGGAGCUUCUACUAGUUAAACUAAGCGAAGCCCUACAGGGCAGUGAUAUAGUGGUUAUGGUGCUCUAACUUGUUCCUUUAAUGAAGGGGUGAAGCUAUUAUGUUUUAAUAAUUGGUGAUUUACUGGACAUAUUGUGGUGAAAGUCAGUGUAAUGUAGUCAUUACACUGGGAUAAACGAGAAAUCAUGAUUCCACCUUUAACAUGCAUACAUAGGCAGUCCACAAGAAACAAAUAUUUAUUCUAAGCUGAGAAAGGAGUAUAGUAAUCAUUGUGCAUUCAAAUGUAUUUUGACUCUGUGGUCAUCAUGACAAAAAAUACAUUCAUGCUGUAAGGAUGUACAAAAAGUGUGUCUGCUCUUUUUAGGAUGAAUUCAAGGCUUGUCUCGCAGAGGCUGGUGGAAAGCUUGUAGUUGUUGAUUUCACUGCAACCUGGUGUGGACCCUGCAAAAUGAUUGCCCCUUUCUUUGAAGUAAGUUUAAAAAUAAAUAAUAAUCUUGAUAAAGGAUUUUUAUUGUGUAUUUUUACAAUUCAAAAGCAACUGGAGUGUAUGUGUUCAUUAAAUGCAUGCAAAUAUAAUGACUAUAUUGUCUGCACCGUGUGUGUGUGUAUAUAGAUUAUAAGCAGACUCAUUUCAUUCUUAAAUACUUAGUCCUCAGUUCAUUACUCUUUAAUUUUCAUAUAGCCAACUAUCCUAUGAAUUGCACUAAAUCAGCGGUUCCAACUCCAGUACUGACAUUUGUAAAUUUUAGACUGUUAGUGAUUCUUGAGCACUGAGUCGAGUAACCCUGUCCUAAAGGUUGCAGUUGCUUGCUCUAUAUCAAGUGCUUCUCUGCAUUAAGCAUUGGAUUGGCAGUUAACAUCAAUUUCUGUGCGUACCUCAUAUACUCAAUGCUGCUUUGAGGUAGAAAAUCUAGGCUGGUCAGAUUGUGAUCAGUGAAGGUUGUGUACCUUUUGAAUUAGAAUCUCCGUAAUCUUUUGCUCACAUUUUACCGAUGUAGCACAUAGGUUUUUUUUUUUUUUUUUUUGAGCUGUUGAUAAAAUAUAACUUUUAUACUUGAACAAAAAAAGCGGAGAUGUAUGUAUGUAUGUAUGUAUGUGUGUGUGUAUGUAUAUAUAUAUAUAUAUAUAUAUAUAUAUAAUCUUUUUCUUUCAUUACACAAAUCAAGGGGGAAAUGCUGUGUUCAUUUAAUCACCCCUCCAUCUUCUCUGUUUAUCACACAUCUAAUGAUACACAAGAGGCUAAUGCACAUCUAUCUACUGAUGUGCAUGAUUUUUCUUUUGUUUGUGUUACAAAAUAUGGUAGGCAUUCUUUUAGACAUCCAUAUUUUAAUGCCAGUGCUUGAAGUUAGGGUCCCUGUUAAACUGCACCACAUUAAUAGAUUACCGCAAGUAGAGAUGCUCAGCACAUAAUACAGAUAGGUAAUUUGUUUGGCCAUCUAGGUAAAAGGGCAAUGUCUCCAAACAUAUAGACCUUCUUUGUGCAUAUUAAGUAAAGGUUCAGCCUUUUUUUUAAUUCUUCCUCUCUUUUUGGUUUAUUGAUAAAUGAUUUGACCCUUCUGGUCUUUGAUAACUUGUUUGCUCUACAAAAAUGUUUUAUUCAGAGAGUGCAUAGUUUCACAAUAGCCAAUAAAAACACCAAAAUUGAUCAUACUUAAUUCUUUUUUUUUUUUUUUCUCUAGAAACUGAGCCAGCAAUAUCCAAAUGUUGUAUUUCUUAAAGUGGACGUGGAUGAUGCACAGGUAAAAUAUAUAUAUAUAUAUAUUUUUUUUUAAUACUUCUACAUUAAGUAUGUACUUUGAACCUCGCUCUGCUUCCUGAAGACAAGAAUGAACAUACGGUUUCUUUAAAAAAAAUCUUUUCAAGGCUUGUAAUAUAUAAAUUUAUUUACCAAGUUAAUAAUUUAAAGGAUCCUUUUACCAACAUCAAAAUGGUUUGUAUUAUUAAACAAAUUUUAGUAGUAGUGGGAGUCAGCAUAAAAUUGAAUUAUGAUUUCAAAAGAGACAAGCUGUGACUGUAACAGAAUUUGGGAAUGUUUUUUUUUUUUUUUUUCUAAACUUGCUUAUUUGCAUAGAUUCUAUGGUGUCUAAAGUAUCAGACAGGAUUCUCAUUUCCAGGUUGCUUGGAGUUUGGCUGGACAUGAACACAUAACUGUGUAGAACUCUCUGUUCUACCUAGUUAUGCUGGUGGCUGCACCCAGUCUGGCAGACUAAACCAUGAACCAAUUGUGUAAUCUCAUAUAAGAUCAGUGAAUAUGCAGGUUUUGUGCAAAAAAUGCAAAAGAAAAACCCAACAAAUAUGAACACUAACUUUGACCUGGGUUUGUGACUAAGUGGCUACUAAAUUAGACUGGACAUACCCCAUGUUGAAUACUCUGGAUUGUCUACUUUUGCAAAUGUUAUCCCAUGAUGGCGUUAAUUUUCAUUCCUUAGCUGCCAUACAGCCUCAAACACAAUAUAGGACCAACAAAUCAAUCUGGCAAAUUUCAAUGUGUUAAAACUGAAAUGGGCAAGCCCCAUAUUUGAAACUGUAACUUUCAAAAACACUAUGAAACCUGUACAUGGGGAUGGGGGGGCAUUAUUGUACUUGUGGCAAAUCAUAACAUACACAUGUGUGCUUUAUUGCAGUUAAAGUAAACAGUAUUCUGGCAUUAAUAGUUAAAAUGCAAUGCAGAACUAAUCUGUGGACUACUUUUCCUUAUGUAUAGUAGUCAAGUUGACAAAUAUUGACAAUUGGCGAAACUUAAGCACAGUUUUGUUUGUUUCUAAUCCAAUUUAACCACAAUCAAUCAAGAGGAGAUGGGAAGAUUAGUAAACUAUAUCAAAUGUUCUGGGCAGAUUUGAGACUGAAUAUAAUACAAUUUAUUGCAACAUUAUAUUCUGUCUCAAAAUACCUGCUGAGUAAGUCUUUUGCAUAUGCAGGUUUUGAUGUGAAAGUAAAUGGAGAAGGAUGGAAAGCACUUACAUAAAACAUUGUUUUAGUUGAUUUAUUGUUAUACUCUUGUUUUGCUCAGGGUAUUUUUUUUUUUUUUUAAUUUCUAGAAUACAUUAUGCAGUUAGAGCUGAUUGUUCUGAUCAUUUGCAUACAUGAUAAAUCUCAUUCAGCUGUGUUGUGGUGAACAAUACAAAAGAAAGUAAAACUUGGGCAUAAAAUACCUGGAUGCACUUUGCUUAAGGGAACACUAUAGUCACCAGAACAACUACGGCUUAAUGUAGUUGUUCUGGUGUCUACUGCCUGUCCCUGCAGGUUUUUUGCCUAGGAACACCUCUACUGACAGUCACUUAGAUGGCCAUUAGAGGUGUUUCCUGGGUCAGCACUGAUGUUCAGUGUCUCCAUGCUCUGCAAUGUUCUUCAUGGAGAUGCAUUGAUACUGAUACAUACCCCCUUCUCUUGGAAGUGAUGAUAAAUUUACCUUUCCUGUUAUUCAUUCAAAUUUAUUUUUAGAGUGCCAAAUUACCAUAAUCUUUUCAAUGACAAUUGAAUAACACUGGGUACUGAUCCUAUGUCAUAUUGGCCAAGCAGAGUCAAAUCCUACUUCCCCAUGUAAAUACUUUUGAAAAGUGAAACUUCCUCAAAAUACUCACCCGUUAAACUGAUUGAUAGGGAAAAAAGAAAGGAGCAGAUGGACUCAUGGGCAUUUUGCACAGUAACCACCACUACAAUUAGGUGUAAAAGAAUAUGGUGGUUGGAGUAUCCCUUUUAACUCCUUUUUCGCAAAAUAUACAUAUAUGGUUGUUGAAAUUUAUGUUCCAUAAUCCUGUGUGGGUAACUUGUGAAUGUAUCCCCUAACCCCUUCCUGUAAACUUUAUCUGGCAGGUGUGGAUAGUCCACUGUACUUAAAGGGAAACUAUAGUGCCAGCACUAUAGCUCCUCCCUCACACCUCUUCUCCCACUCAUCCAGAUGGGGCACUACAUAUCGCAUUUGUUAAACAGCCAUUAGAGCUGGAGUUAACACACACAGCCAAUUAUUGCAGUUUCUUAAGGGAUCUGGGAAUAUGCACCCAGACCACUUUAAUCCAGUUUUAAUGAACAGUUUUAAAGGACCACUGUAGUGUCAGGAAAACAAACUCGUUUUCCUGGCACUAUAUAAUCCUUAGUGCACCCCCCCAACCUCAGGGCCCCGCUCCCGCUGGGCUGAAGGGGUUAAAACCCCUUCAGCCAUUUACCUUAAUCCAGGGCCGGGCUCCCGAGUGGAGCCGAAUGCACAUGCGUGGCCAGAGCCGCUCGCGCAUUAAAAACUCCUAUAGAAAAGAAUUUCUCAAUGCUUUCCUAUGGACAGCGUCGCGGAAGCACCUUUAGCGGCUGUCAGGGAGACCGCCACUAGAGGCUGGAUUAACCCAGCACUCUAAACAUGGCAGUUUCUCUGAAACUGCUAUGUUUACAUCUGAAGGGUUAAAACCUGGGGGACCUGGCACCCAGAUACCUUCAUUGAGCUGAAGUGGUCUGGGUGACUAUAGUGGUCCUGAUUUUUAAUUUUGUUAAAGCCCAGUUAUGUUGUAUCACUAAGUAAGUUAGUUUUUAAGGAAAACAGUUCUUUGGAUGGGUCAGUAACUAUUUUGUAAAAAAACCUUAAUAUUUACAUUUACUCUAAAAUUGCUUUACGCACUACUGAAAUAACGGUAUUUUUCUUGAAAGUCUUGUAAUCAGGAAGAGUAACAUUGCCCAAUUUUUAUACCCCCAUGUUGCAUGCCUUUCCUAAUUUCCUGAUGCUUGUUUUUUCUAAAACCAAUAAAACCACUUUAGUUAUUUUUGUUUGUUGCAAAAUGCCACUCUUGGCAGUCCCAGCUAAUUUCAGCAAAGGUUUUUUUUUUUUUUACCCAUUUUAAUGUAUAUAUUUAGAGUAUUUUAACUGAAAGUCCUUGAGAGCAAUCUCCAAGUGAGUGGCAAUUGUUGUUAUGCUGUAUUUCAACAUUGGUUAACUUCAGCAGUAAUAUCUAGAAUCAUGAAUCAUUUAGACAUGGUAAUAAGUUGUUUCUUUUAGCACUACAUUCCUGGUAUAGUAAAGAUCUGUAAGGUAAUUUGCAAAAUUAAUUUUAAUUCAAGUGAUCUUCUAUGUGGGCAGUGGGUAACAUGACAGAAUUUGGUAGCACUAUAUACCUCAUCCAUAUCUUUGCAUUUUUUUUCCUGUAAAAAAAUAAAUAAUCACAAUUGCUUUUCUUUUUAAAUAGUGGAUUUAUUUGUCUUCCUCUUUCAGGAUGUGGCUGCUCAUUGUGAUAUCAAAUGUAUGCCAACUUUCCAUUUCUACAAAAACAAUGAAAAGGUAUGCAGCUUAUUUAUUUAGUUUUGUAAUGUUGUUUUUUAUUUUAUUUUUUUUACUUGUUUUAUAUAGGCACUAUUUGGCCUUUGCUGUUCAGAGUUUAGGUUUAUGUGUAGUUUUUUUUUUUUUUUCAAAACAGUUAUGAGAUGGCACUCACUCCUAAAUACAAUAAUUCCACAAGCAUGGCUGCUUAAAUAUCAGCAAUAUAUAAUUCAACAAAGUAAAAAAAAUAAAAAAUAUUGACACUAACCGGUCACAAAAAAACGAACAAUGUUUUUUAUUCAAUUACAAGUAGUAGGAGGUUAGUCAAGGUUCAAGACCAAUGCCUACCAAAACAUUAAGUAAAUAUAUACCAGGCAAAACAUUAACCCCUUAAGGACCAAACUUCUGGAAUAAAAGGGAAUCAUGACAUGUCAUACAUGUCAUGUGUCCUUAAGGGGUUAAAACCAAAUUGAUUGCUGACUUACUCUAUAACUCUGUGUGUACCACAUGCCAAAAAAACAGGAACGGGAACCAGAAUUGCAUUCAUGUGUGUUCCUGAAUGUUUUCCCCCAUUAAACAAUGUGGAAGUGUUCUGCAUGAAAACAAUAGAACUAUAUUAUCAACAAAAUAUAUAAUGCAUCCCAUAAACAAAAGCAUAAUUUAAUGUGCCCUCAUAAGUCCAUGGUAAUAUGGGUUCUAAAGCUGAAUAGAACAAAUUUAAAGGCAAACCAAUGAAUCCAUUACAGUUUUAUUAAACAAAAGUACGAAAGCUAUUAUCACAGACUGAACCAUUUUCUUAAUGUAUAUUCAGAAUAAACGUAUCAUAAAUUACUAUCAAGGUCAUUUACCAAAGUGAGAACUCCACUUGUUUUGGAGUUGGGUUUGGGAUUCACCUUAUUUAGAAAAAACGCUAAAUUAGAGAAUUUUUCAAUCUCAUUUUUUCUGGCCUUAAACCUUUAACUUUACUCAACAACCCUGUUUAUCUUACAACACUCACAAAUUGGAUCUCAUAUUCAGUUUGACGGACCGCUUGACACCCAAACUGUGUAUCUCUGUCAAUCGCUGAUUCCUAGUACUUGCGAGCACCAUAAGCACUGCACUGAAACACCAUAAACCACACAAAGCGCUGCAGCUUGGUUGGGGUCUCUCUGUCUUCCACCCAUCCUGGACUCAAGACCAGGAUCCAGCUUGCAGUGGGUAGACCUCUCCUAGUCCAGAGAGCGAAGCAGGCUGCUCAUAUAAGAGCAAGUGUUGUGAUCCAAGGGAGAAUAGUGAUUAUAGCAAGCCACAGAGUGUGAAUAUAGCUCUCCAAUCCCCCAAACUUGAACCCAGACUUCAUGAAGGGUAAAACAAAUCUCGUUUAAUGGUAUCCACAACUGACCUUUUAUGAAAAUCCCCAUGCAAGGGGAACUCCACCCUGGACCUGACCGUAAACCACAGUAGAAACAAAUACACAAUCACAUGGCUCUCAUACAAAAAGGACACUCCCAUACAAAAUAGGUCAAUCCCUCCCCUAUGCCUGGGAGAUACUUGAGUCAAGCAUUAGACUAAACUCCAUUAUCUCCAAACACAAAUUUUUACAAACACCCCAAAAGUACCUUAAAACACACAGAAUCCCCACAAAGGUUACAUCCCCUGAUAGCCAUGAUCUGGGUGACCAACAUAUCCAAAAAUCACCUAGAUCAGUUCAGGGGUUCAGGAAUUUCCUGGAAGUCAUAAUUUGACUGACCGACUGCAUGGUCCCAUGCCCAAAACUAUUCCAGAGAAUCAGGGCUUGCGGUCGGUCUAGUUCAGUAGUUUAAAAACGAAGAAAUUACCGAACAGAGUCAAUCAUCUUACCCUGGAGCUUGAUCCUCUUGUUCAUGGGAACGUUUCCACCGAACAGCGAUUUACUAAGUGAUGUGGAACCGAACGCAGGCAAUGCUGGAAGUCCAGCAGUGUUAAGGAGUUUCUGUGUCCGUUUUCAGUUCCAUGAGAUUCAUGUCCAAACACCGCUGCCUGCGUUCAUGCGAACAAGAUGGCCGCCACCUCGUGGUCGUCCAUAGGAAUUGCGGCCACCCAGACGAACACUUAGAACACUGUGGUGGAAAUUGCUACAAGGUAGCAAUUAGGCUUAACAAGCGCCAGGGUGGUCUCUGGUCCAUGCGGCUGUUCGGUUCCCGAACCAAGUCUGUUUACAUAUAAAAAAAAUAAAAAAUUUAAAGGGCCCAUAGUCUUUUGGUAAGAUGCUGGCCAACAGGCCCCUCCAAAAACACGUGACGAGGCUCACUUCGUCACAUUCAGCUACUUCGCAACCUGCAAAAAAAAGAACAAAAUAAAACAAAUCGUGUGUGUGUGUGUAUUUAUAUAAUAUCUCUAUCUACACAUACUGCAACAUGUAUAUUAUUGCCUCAACUCUAAUGAAUUGAUAUUGCCAGUCUCUAAACCUGGAAAAAUAUAAUGUAAUUUGUCAAAGCAGCAUUCACCUCUGUGUUUUGCUCUUUUAUGCCCACGCACCACAACCACUACAGCUCACUGUAGUAGUCAUGGUGUGAAGAGCAUCACACAACACACCAUUGAAAGUUCUCAAACAGUUUGACUUCUUACCUGGGAUCAGUCAUGUGGCACUUCCUACCUCCACUACAGUCGCAGAUUGCCAGGCAAUAGAAUAAGCUGCAAUAUCUUGGCUAAAAGCUCUCAGGUAAUGGAGGUGGGAAAUGGUGCACUGCGGACCACAAGAAAGAAGUCAAACCUCUCAAACUAGACUCCUUACAAUAAUGGGAAGGAGGGGCAAGGGCACUCCUGGCACCAUAACCACUACAGCAAUUGCUGCAAGGUUGUUCCUUUAAACACCCAGUAGAGUAAAGUGCUUGGUACACCUGUUUUUCAUUAUAGCCUAUUUUAUCAAAACAGAAAUGCUAAUUGUUCCAAUUUAAUUAACUCCUUUGUAACCAAAGACGUAUUGUGUAAUGCUUACUUACUUUUGCACUUAAUGAACAACAACAAUGUAAACUGCCAAAGCAAAUGGAUGCCCUCUGUCCUAGGUCAACUGGCAGCUGACCCUCAGAAUAUAACUAUCGUAGCAUGUUUGGCAAUAUUUCUGCAUGUUUCGAUCAUGAGACCUCCAGAAUGCCUGACGCAGCUGGUAUUGGAUCACUGUGACAAGCUGCAGGUAUUCUUUGUACGCUAUACAGAUGAGAUCAGCGUGCACACAGCUUUUCAGUAAAAAAAACAAAAAAAAAACCUGUAAGAAGGCUAAAGAUAGUGGGAGUUUAUGUAUCCCUAGUAUUCUGCUAGUCCAACUUCCAUCAUCUCUGUGAAGACAAAUUGUUCCUAUGUAUUAUUUUUAUGUAUUUAAUAAUCUACCUCCAUUCACUGCUUUUGGCUUUGCAAGUUGCAAUAUUUUGUAUUUGGGCUAUCAUUUUUUUAUUUUUUUAUUUUUUUUUUUUGCAGGUACACGAGUUUAGUGGAGCUAACCAGGCAAGCCUAGAGCAGAAGGUGAAAGAAUUGAGUUAAAUGGAAGAAAAUACGUUGGAAAUCUACUUCUGUGCUUUAUAUUUUUAAAUGCCAUAUCCAUAUUAUAAUUUGAAAUUCCUUUUUAAAUGAAAUGUGUAUUUAUCAAUACACUUUCAACAUAUCCUGAUCUAUAUAUUCUGCAGAACAAUUGUAGAAAACUACCAACCAUGUAACCUCUUUAUAUCAGUGUAUGUUAUCUUUAAAGAGCCUUAGUAUGCAUCACCCUGUAUAUCUCUAGAAUGGAACUUUAUUAAAUUAAAAUUCAAUACAGUUUAAUGUCUUUCAUGUGUUCAUUGGUAAUCCACUACAUUAGCAGGAUGCUUGGCCUCUGUGAAGGUAUGCUGUCCAC